Messenger RNA from Pyricularia pennisetigena, 303 nucleotides. RefSeq lists its product as uncharacterized. The transcript has 2 exons. The record is from RefSeq and is a predicted model, not a curated record. Lineage: Eukaryota; Fungi; Ascomycota; Sordariomycetes; Magnaporthales; Pyriculariaceae. Bases 1 to 303 code for a protein of 100 amino acids.
AUGGAGUUUAUUCGGCAUGAGCUGGAGACGCGAACGAUUCUGACGCGCAACUCGCCCGUCGGCACGAGCGUAUACCUGGUUCCUUUCAACAGGAUAUCCAAAGUCCCCGAUGUCACCUUCUUUCUCAGCCAAGGCAGUGCCGACGAAAAAGUGCAUUGUUCGCCGGGCCAAGCAACGGCGUCCACAACGAGAAAGGCAGAUUGCAAAGCCGAGCUGAAGGUUUACGAGAACCUCGGCUACUGGCACAAGAUACCAGACGAAAUUGAUGAUUUUGGCAACUUUCCUCGUGCCUCAGUCGACUAG